AUGGGGCGUCGCGAAGGUAGCACAAAUGCUGGCGGGCCGUGGGAGCGGCUGCAGGUCAGAGAAGGCAGUGCAAAAGCAGUGAAUUGCAGAGCCAAGCCAAGCGGGUGUGGGUCGGAGGAGGGGGCAGACUCAGCAGCACGCAGGACGCUGCUGGAUGCGGCAGACGAGCGGCUGCUGGAGAGGAGGAGCAGAGGCGCGGAGGGCAAAGGUGCGCUUGGGUACCGACAGGAGGGAGGCGAAGGGAGGUCCCGACAAGAAGAGGGAUGGAGACGGGAUGCCCACACACUAUUAUUUCCCACGGCGCCAGAAGCCCAGCGCCCGAAGUCCAAACUCCUCAGUCCCAGGGCUCGCGCACAGGCCGUGGCGGGCGGGCUGCCACUGAUGCAGUGCGUCCAGGUCCCUGUCGAGUUCCGUGUCUCUCUUGCGCGCUGGCGGCUGGCGAGUGCUCUCACAGGCCGGGGGAGGGCCAAAAUGACCGGCUUCAAGGGCCCAGGACCCCAACCAGCAGCACACACAGCACGCAGCCGGCGCCGGACGGGGCCUGAGCUGCUAGCGCGACGUCUGGCACAGAAGCAGGCCGUCACUCGCAGCGCAGCGGGCCGGGUGCAGCGGACGGGCGAGCAGCGAGCAGUGAGCAGCGAACAGUCUUCCUCGCUCUCCGCUCUGUGGCCACGAUCCACGACGUCGACGGCGCCGCGUCGCACAGCACCACGCUGCUCUCACGCUGCAGCACGACAGCACGACGCGCCUUGGAGCAGGCGAGCAGCGGCACAGCUGCAGUCCUUGUUCUGUACCACAGCCCCUUUCGGCGAGCCUGGCAGGUUCGUGCGCUCCCUGGGCGUGACUGAGCAGCCAAGGGCAGGGAAGGGAGCGAUGGAGCUUUGUAGCGAUGGGGAUGGCGCUGGCUCGAGCCUCGAGCUGACGGGCCGCUUCGAAACCCAACGAGAGCCCGCUGCUCAUCGCGCCAAGCACGGGCCUCGGGCAGAGUCGCCCGUCGCCCGUCGCGCAUCGCACAAAGCACGCAAACUACACACCCCCAUCCACGCUGUCCCCCCGGGACGCUGGCUAGGCGGCGUGAAUCGUCGACCUCUUGGUGUUCAGUCCAACUGCGCGUCUGCGGCAGUGUCGAACAGACGGCCCACCCAUGGCUUGUAUCUGUUUCGCUCCACCACCGCGCUUCACAGGACUGCACUUCAACCACGGAUUGGUGUUGGUGGCCAUACUCUUGCGGCCGUCCCGGUUGCCGCAUGCUCACCUGCAGCGGUCCACAUUGAUAACUAG
Messenger RNA from Lindgomyces ingoldianus, 1281 nucleotides. RefSeq lists its product as uncharacterized. The transcript has 3 exons. Lineage: Eukaryota; Fungi; Ascomycota; Dothideomycetes; Pleosporales; Lindgomycetaceae. The coding region runs from base 1 to 1281 and encodes 426 amino acids. Gene Ontology annotation, biological process: regulation of DNA-templated transcription. The record is from RefSeq and is a predicted model, not a curated record. Gene Ontology annotation, molecular function: DNA binding.